Nilaparvata lugens (brown planthopper) is the source of this 1170-nucleotide messenger RNA. RefSeq lists its product as uncharacterized. Bases 115 to 1032 code for a protein of 305 amino acids. The transcript has a single exon. The record is from RefSeq and is a predicted model, not a curated record. Lineage: Eukaryota; Metazoa; Arthropoda; Insecta; Hemiptera; Delphacidae.
AUCGCUAACUGAAGGUAAACAUUUCUGAAAAACUACGUCUUUGCGUGCGGAAUAUUGUAUAACUCUGUUUUAAAAAUAAUUUGUGAACUUAUUUAAAAUAAUAAUUCGUGUGAAAUGUCGUGUGGUAUGUGCAAUAAGUCGGUGAGAGGUGCAAACAACUCUGAAGUGAAGUGCAUAGACUGUAACAAUCAGUUCCAUGGAAACUGCGUGAGUAUGAAAGUAGAGGAAAUCAAAUUUCUAAUUGAAAGUGGUAAAUCGUGGAGAUGUGAUGGAUGCACCAGAAACAAGAGACUCAGCAUGUCUAUGGAUACGCCAAUCAAAGAAGGACAAAUCACCUUGGAGAAGUUAGCGCAAAUGCUCACUAAUGUGUCAGAGAACAUUAAAAGUGUGGAGAAGAGCUUAGGAGAUUCUAUACAAUCGUGUCACGAAUCUGUCGGUGAUGUACUCGAGAAAGUGAAAAAACAAGAAAGUCAACUCAAGGUGUGCCUGGAUAAAAUUGAGACACAAUCUACCGAAAUAAUAGCACUAAAAAAGGAAAAUGAAGAACUGCGUCGUGCCAUCUCUGAUAUUCAGCAAUAUACAAGAUCGAACUGUCUGGAGCUCCAUAAUUUCCCUCAGGAGGAAAAUGAGGAUCUGCUUGGUGUUGUGAAAUCUGUUAGCAAAGCUUUGGGACAUACAAUAACCGACUUGCAAAUAGACAAUUGUCACCGUCUUCCAACUCGUGAAAAAGAUAAAGUGCCACCAAUUAUAAUAAAACUGACUAGAAGGAUCGACAAGGAGGAGCUGUUAAAGCGAAGGAGGGUGAUGAGGAACUUUUCAACGCGACACAUGGACCUACCAACAGACAUCCCGCUGUACCUCAACGAGAGUCUGUCGCCGGAGAACAGGAGGGUGCUAGCGCUGGCGAGAGCAGCCAAGAAAGAAAAGGACUACAAGUAUCUCUGGAUUAGGAACGGAAAAAUUUUGAUGCGAAAAUCUGAGGGUCAACCGGUAAUCUCAUUGAGUUCAGUAAGUGAUAUAAGCAAACUAUAAUGAUUACAAAUGCACUAGUUUAUUUAAUAAAAGUUUACUAAUUUUUGAAAAAUCCACGAAAGUUAAAAAUAAAUGACCGACCUUAAUGAACUAUUCUGUUUAGUACAAAACAUAAGAAGCUUAAGAGAAAACUUUGAC